CUUUUUCUGAAGUUCAAUGUCGAAACCGUUUCUUUUUUCUCAGAAACAAGUUUCCCGUUGUCUCGCUGUCUUUUCUUGAGUGUCUGUUCCGAGGUAUCUGCUUGUCUCUGUCCGUAGAAAGACUGAAACUGGACCUAUGAUUUCCCUUUCUCGUCUUUUAUCCGGCUUCCAGUCUUCCCAACAGUUUUUUGCUCUUCUCCAUCGUUUUCCACCGGUUUUCUCCGUACAAUCUCUCUUUUAAGCGUAUUUGUCACCCGGUCUUUUGCCACCUGCACGCGUUGCCUCGUUUCGAGUUCGUUGGUGAAUCUUCCGUCGCCCACAUCGUCCGUUGUUCCCUCUGCAGAAGGGCGGGUUUCCGUCGCUGAGAAAUCAUCUUUUUCUACUGUUUUCCACCGUCUUUUCCCACAGCAUUGCUGCCGUUGCGCCAAGUGUCUGAGCAUCAGACGAGGCGGUCGCGGGGUGCGCGCGUAUCUUAGCACCCUGUGCUGAAGGACGCGCGCAGCCGGCCUUUUUUCUCUUAUUCCGCGGCCAAACGCAGAAACGCGGUUGUGGCGACGCAUCCAGAAACGUUUCCUUUUUUCGGGAGAUUUUCUCUCUCUGCCCUUGAUCUCUCUUCGUUUUCCAGACUCUCUGCACCGGACAAGAGAUUUGAGGGGGCAUGUGCUCUCGCUCGCCGGUCGCCGGUCCUCAGCGUCCUCCCGGAGUUUCUGCUCUCGAAUUGGAGGUGGAGUCCCCGUUCUCCUGCGUUGUCGCUUCGCUGACUGUCAGAACGGGGAAAGCAGGUUUUUGCGAGGGGAGGGACAGGAGAAGCUAGACAGAGCAGCGAGCGUCGAGGUCGCGCGGCGACGCGGGCAAACGAGUCUCUCUGUCUCUCGUUUCUCUUGCGCUCUCGUUUCCUUUCUCUCCGUGUUCUCUUCAGAUUGCUCGCUCUGACCUUGUCCGGGCGCUGUCAGCGAGAAGGAAAGGCGCAGUGUGUUGCACAGGGUGUCUCUUUGGCCCAGGUCGGGCGGAAGAGAACAGGAGCAGUGUCUCUUCAAUCGCAACCUGUUUCGAGCUCUCUCUUUCGGUUAAGAGUGGCUGCUGCUAGUGGUACGGCAACUUCGCUGCUUCUCCCACUCAGGGCCUGCGUACUCUCUCACUCGAUUCGCGGCCUGUCUCCGCGACCGUUGUGUCUCGGUUUGUCAGCGCAUGCUCAGAAACGCACUGGGUCUCUCUCUAGCUGCCUGUAGCUUCGCCGUACACAGGAACAGAGCGUAUUCCACCUGCCUCGAAGCGAGAGGAAGACGAAGCGCGCUCCACGCGCCCUUCUCAAGCCCUCUGUUUCGAAGGCUUGUCUUCUGAAAAAGCUUCUGUGCUGGAAACAUCUGUCCUGAAAACCCUCUGUUCUCAAUUGCUAGCGUCUCGGCUUCUGUCUGUCUCCUUGCCUGUCUCCUGUCUCUCUCCUUCCUCUCUUGCUCGAAGUGUCUCUCCUCUGUCUCCUCAGGGUCGCCCUGGCUGUCUGAGUGGGGUGUACGUACAGUCUGAAGCCGAGGGCGCCCGAGGCUGUGCGCGUUUUGUGUUUCAUUUCCCGUUACCCGUUUUCUUCACGCAUGGUCGACAGGAUGGACUCUUCCUCGUCCAGCAGGAAAAGACGUCGCGAGGAAGAACAAGUCACAUCGUCUCAUCGCUCCCGCCACUCUGCAAGAGACGCUGACUGGCAAAGUGCGAGAGAUCCAGGGGGGUCAUCUCGGCUUGUCAGGGACUCUGUUUCUCCUGAGCGACGUUCUCGCUAUCGGUCGCCAGAGCGACGCUCUUCUCACACUUCGGCGCAGAAAGACUCCCGCGUCUCUUCUCAUCGGGACCAUGGCGAGCGCAGAAGUGUUGACCGCUCUCCCGAGAGACACCGGGGCUACUCAAAGCGAGACAAGACCCGUCCUUCCUCUUCGUCUUCUUCUGCUUCUGUCCGGUCCAGGAAGGAGGAAGGACGGAGAGAGAGAGAAGACAGAGAGAGAGAGAGAAGAGACGGCAGAGAGAGAGAGAGAAGAGACGACAGAGAGAGAGAGAGACGAGAAGACAGAGAGAGAGAGAGAAGAGCUGACAGAGGCAGAGAGAGAGAGAGAAGAGAAAAUCGAGAGAGAGAGAGAAGAUAUGAACGAGGCAGAGAGAAAGAGAGAAGAGACGACAAAGGCAGAGAGAGAAGAGAUGGACAGCGGAGAGAGCGCGAGGUGAGAGAGCGCGAGGAAUCUGAUGAUGAUCUCGCAGACGUGGAGAUUUUUGACGAAGAAGAAGAAGACCGUUUUCUAGAGGAGCGAAGGAGACAGCGAGAGUUGCUACUGGCCAAGUACGCAGCACAGACGGGAGACGACGACGGUUCUGCGAAGAGAGAGGAGAAGGCAGAAGGGGAGACAUCGUCGAGGAACUGCGAGACGGAGAAACUCGAGGAGAGGAACAGUCCGUUGCGUAUGCGUUCGGAGUCGCCGAACGGAGAGCGCAGAGAUGGUCGCGAAACGCGAGGAAAGGAAAAGCGUGAGAAGCGCAACGGGGACCGUCGCGAGUCCGUGAGCGAUGAUUCGUCAAAGAAGAUCAAAGCCGAGGAGACCGGAAAGGACGGCGAGAGGGGAGGAGAGAGAGAAGGCAAGUGUGACAGAGAGUCGCGCAAAUGUGAAGAAGGAAAACACGCAGAAACGCACGCCGCCAACGGAGAAAACCGCUUUGAUGACGAGUCGGCGAACAUUCAGGAGGCUCUGUUUCACCACGACGGGGACAGCUUGGUGUCUGUAGAGAUGUCUUCGCCGUCUGUGUCGGACUUCGAGGAGAGCAGUCCGUCUGAAGUCUGCUCUGUGCGGCGCGCGUCGCCGACCAACGGGAAGAGCGACGAACAGAAGGAGACAGCUGGCGAGGAGACCGGCUUCGGGAAGGAGACAGAUUUUGCGGAGACAGGGGAGAAGAAGCCGGCGAGCGCGUCUGCGGGGGCGUCUGUGCCAGCGUCUGCGUUGACGGCGCUGGGGGGUUUGGACAUGGAGGCUCUGCAGAAGCGGUUGCGAGAGGAGAAGCAGAAGCUGCGCCGCUUUGUGAUUCAGAUGAAGGAGAGCGCAGAGGAUGAAGAAAGUGGAACUUCUUCCGAGGAGAAGAACGACGACGUGGACAUGUUUUCGACGGCGACGAAGAGCUCGCAGGGCGCGAGCAAGCGGUCGAGGAAGAAGCGAGCAACAGUGAGUGUCUCCGCGACAGCGGGACCGGCGGAGAACUGGAACGACUCGGAGGGAUACUACCAGGCGACUGUGGGUGAGCUGCUCGACGACGGACGGUACCGGGUGGAGUGUGAGGCGAUAGGAAAGGGCGUUUUCUCGAACGUCUUAAAGUGCUACGACCUCCAGGAGAAGCGGUUCGUCGCCAUCAAGUGCAUUCGGCACAACGACAUGAUGAAGAAGGCUGCGGAGAAGGAAACGAGCAUUCUCCGACUCCUCAACUCGACAGACAAAGACGACAAGCGGCACAUCGUGCGCCUCCUCAGACAUUUCGAGUACCGCGGACAUUUCUGUCUCGUCUUUGAGUGGCUCUGGGGGAAUCUCCGCACAGCGCUGAAGAAGUACGGAGGAGGGAAAGGCCUGAACGCCCCCGCGAUCCACGCGUACAGCAAGCAGCUGUUUGUGGCGCUCAAACACCUCAGUCGCUGCCGCAUCAUCCACGCGGACUUGAAGCCCGAUAACAUCCUCUUGAACGAGAAAUUUAGCAGCCUCAAGGUCUGCGACUUGGGCAGUGCGAGCGACGUCUCCGACAACGAAAUCACCGCGUACCUCGUCAGCAGGUUCUACCGCGCACCGGAAAUCAUUCUCGGCUGUAGAUACGACCUGCAAAUCGAUGUGUGGAGCGCCGCAGCCACCAUCUACGAACUCGCCACUGGACAGGUGCUCUUCCCGGGAAGAACGAACAACGACAUGUUGAAGUGCAUCAUGGAGGUGAAGGGGAAGAUUCCAACGAAAAUGAUAAAGGCGGGCCAGCUGUCCAGUCACCACUUCGAUGAAAAUCUCGAUUUCAUUUACCGAGACAGAGACGCGUUCUUCAAGAAAGAAGUGACUCGCGUACUUCACGACCUCCGACCCACUCGCAACUUGACUGAGAACCUCAUCGAAAAACAGCAUUGGCUCAAAGGGAACUCGCCGAAGAUCAACUUCUUGCGGCGAAAGAUGCGGCAACUUGGGGAUUUGCUGGAAAAAUGUUUGGCGCUCGACCCGCAGAAGCGCCUAACCCCCGACGAGGCUUUGCAGCACCCGUUUCUGAAAGAAAGCAUUCACUUCGGAGCAGAACAUACUCAGAGUCGCGCGCAUGCAGUUUCAGCCAGUUCGCCGGUGCCCGUUCUGAAGAGCACCACUGGAAGCGGCUCGGGACCAGCUUAAGAAACAGCCCGUCUCUGUCGAAAGAGAAAGAGAAAAGCCGCGACAGCUGUCUGUCGAGAAGGACAAGACCGAGACAGCUUCUUAAGAUAUGUCCAAGUGUCAGGUGCAAGAGAAGAGGGAGACCGGAAAAUACGGAGGAGACAAGAAGGCCUGAGGGAACAGUGCGUAUAAUGGGUCAUGGGACUCCGCGAGGUUUUCGCAGAGGUGUAUUCUGUAUUGCACUUGUUUUGUUACGCCCUGCACAGCUAGCGAGACGCGACUUCAUUUCUUUGUGACUUUCCAAAGCAAAAAAAAAACAUGCUUUUCCCCGCUGUGAGAGAGAGGGCCGACCGCGCCGAGUCGCUGCGAGUCGGAAAGACUGCGGCAUGCGGAAAGGACCCGUUUCUGGGGGGAAAGCGUUUCUCAGGGAUUCGAGUGAGAAGUUCAUGAAACCGGCGUUCUGAUUCGCUGAAACACGAACUGAGAGCACGCGGAAACCGGAAGGCUCUGGUCGAUGCCGUUUCGUUGGUCCAAGUGAUUUCUGGGUCGCAGCUCGUUGCUUCGCGAUUCGACGCAUCCGUCUGCACACAUCUGUUCCAUCUUCGUCUCUCUUUCUCACGAGACCGAGAUUAGUGCCUGCGGCUGCUCAGUUUUCAGAGAUCGAGAAAGUUCGUGGUGCUAGCGCCUCCUCUGUGGUAGCUUCCUUUCACGCAAACACAAGCUGAGACAGAGAAUCGUUUUUCUUCAGAGACACGGACAACCAACUCCCCCUGUAUGGCUGUAUUAUUAUUAGGCGAACUCAGACAGGCCUACAUCUGAAUGUGCCUGUUAACCACAAACUCUGGUUUUUCUCUUUUUCCUUUCCUGACACUUCUGUGCAUGUGUAUAUAUAUAUAUAUAUAUAUAUAUGCCUUCGUAUGCGUGGGUGUAUAUACAUGGAUUCAUGCGCACAUGCAUAAAGUUACCGACAUGUUUUUAUUUUCCCGGUAUCCGUUUGAGGUGGGAGUGGAUUUCUUGCGUUCUCAAAAAGGAGGGAACGCCCAGUGUGACAGGUGCACAUCUGUGGUUGUGUGUUUUCUGUGCAUGCAAUUUGUCUUUUUUUGUUCUCGAUUCCUCUGAGCCUUCGCUGCGUCGAUGUUGAGUUUCCACCCUUUCCACGAUGGAGAAGAAAGGCUACUGAAAAGCUUUCGUUGGGAAAUACACAAAAUCCCCACCUUUGGGGUUGCAUGGUUUCACCGCAGUUUUUUCUGUCUCUUGCCAUUGGGAUGUUUUGGGUCCGGGCGCUUCUUCGCAUGCCCGCCCUGAAGUGUUUUUCUCUCCUUCACGCGCCAAACAUACCGUUUUCCUGUUCGUGUACACCUUCUCGUAUCGGCCAGUCUUCUCUGCCUCACUCUAUUCCUCACUACUGUUGCUUCCUGGGUGCACCACGCCUAUGAACACAAAAAAUGUUUGCAUGUACGCGGUAAGGAACAGGUGGACUGUGCGAGAUAGAAAUGGACAGGCUAACUAUGUUUAGUGGUGCGUGAUCUGCGAGGAUAUCUCGGGUGUAGAUUCGCCAGGGGAGAGUACUAACACGAGGCAGUUUGAUAGUUGGUAGGCUUGCGCCGGUUGUACAAAUCGUUUUCCACUAGUUUGCACUAGUCUUUUGUGUUCUGAGAGGCGAACUCGCAAUUUCCUUCCUUUUUCAUAUUUCUACCACUUCUCCAAAUUCUACACCGCAGCCAUCCGUGAUGUGCGCGAAUACAGAAUUGAGCAGUCGGGUCAUUAGCACAAAUGGGCUUUUUCACGGGAACUACAGGAUGUGACACAGUGAUUAGAGGACUGGGUAAAGUGAAUUUUGGACUGAUGAAAAAUGUCAACAAAAACAGAAUCAUGACAGGAGUGGGGUUCGAACCCACGCCCUUUCGGACUGCGGCCUUAACGCAGCGCCUUAGACCACUCGGCCAUCCUGCCGGUGGUCUCCUCGUGCCAGCUGCUCUUGAGGAUACCGGCUGAACCUGUAGUUUUAAAUCUCGCGGAACAUGACGUACAAACGUCAAUUUCAGACUCUACGCUGGCUGUGGAAUUGCCUACAAUAUUUAUGUGGACUCCCUGCCUAGGGCAUGCGUGAAAUGAUGCAAUUGAUGCACGCCGAGGCACUCCUGCGUGGUUCGUGAGGCAAUGCCAAGGGUUUGACACUCGAGGAAUGAGCCGCAAAUGAACGGCGGUGUUUGAGUUUUUUUCCCUGAAAGCAGUAAGGUGAUGUUCCCAUCCGAGGAUGUCCCAAGCGUGGUUGUAAAGCCUAAGUCAGCCACCGACCGGGAAGGGCGUCUUCGGGUAGAUUUACGGAAAUAACUGAAGACUGGUCUGAAACACAUGAGCUUCUAACCCGGUCUCGCAGAUACACAGAGUCCAGUAAGACGUCGUGUUUUGUGUCAGUGAGCGAAGGAAAACAGGUUUGUCAACGUCGUUUUCUAGAAUCGGAUCCGUGUAUUCCGUGCAGACUAACAACAUGCAACAAACUACCAAAAUGAAUAUCGUGAUACUUGUACAGCUUGUACGCAAAUGAUGGUUUUUCAAAUACGCGCUGCGUACCACUCUACUUAUUGCACUGAACACAAUGGUUAUGAAAAGCACACGAGAACUUGGAAUGAC
This is a messenger RNA of Toxoplasma gondii ME49, 6989 nucleotides long. RefSeq names its product cell-cycle-associated protein kinase PRP4, putative. Bases 1590 to 4376 code for a protein of 928 amino acids. Gene Ontology annotation, molecular function: protein serine/threonine kinase activity; ATP binding. Gene Ontology annotation, biological process: mRNA cis splicing, via spliceosome; peptidyl-threonine phosphorylation; peptidyl-serine phosphorylation. Lineage: Eukaryota; Apicomplexa; Conoidasida; Eucoccidiorida; Sarcocystidae. The record is from RefSeq and is a predicted model, not a curated record. The transcript is spliced from 5 exons.